AUGCCGCGAGAGGUCGAGCCCUCGCUCAACGAGCGCCAAUUCAUUCGCGAUGCCCUGCUUGAAAGCAUUCGUCUUGACGGCCGUCAACUCGACCAAUACAGAAACCUAGAGCUUGAAUUCGGCGACGACUAUGGCGUUGCUGAUGUUCGAUUGGGCAAGACGAGGUGUGUCAUGAUAAGACAACAUAGAAAAGGAAAUGUCGCUAAUGUGUAUACNAGAGUGGUUGUACGUGUCUCUGCAGAAGUAACCACACCCUUCCCUGAUCGCAAGUUCGACGGCGUCUUCACCAUCUCAACCGAGCUGUCACCCAUGGCCUCUCCCGCCUUCGAAGUCGGCCGCCCCAAUGAUGCCGAAGUCGUACUCUCACGUCUGCUCGAAAAGUCAAUUCGUCGCUCCGGAGCCUUGGAUACCGAAUCCCUCUGCAUCAUCGCCGGCGCAAAGUGCUUUGCCGUUCGCGCAGACAUACACGUUCUAGAUCACGAUGGAGGCUUGAUCGAUGCCUGCUGUAUCGCCUUGGUCGCCGCUCUGCAACAUUUCCGCCGUCCCGAGGUCGAGGUGCAUGGAGAAGAAGUCACAGUCUUCGAUAUCCGCGAGCGCGAACCCGUCAAGCUUGCUAUGCAACACCAUCCCUUCUGUGUUUCUUUCUCCUUUUACCAUGGAGGCGAGACUGUCCUGCUAGACGCCAAUCUCGCAGAAGAAAGCGUUCGCGAUGGAGAGAUGAUUGUCAGUAUGAACCGCCACGGCGAGGUCUGCCAAAUCGCAAAGUAUGGAGGUGUACCUGUGGACCCUUUGACUACACUCAACUGCUCGAAUGUUGCGCUUGANAAGGUCAAGGUCCUGCAUCAAUUCGUUCAGUUAAAGUUGGAGCAGGACGAGAAGAAGAGGGAUAAGGGUGGUCUGAUGGCCGAGCUGAAUGCUGCAAACUCGAGAGAGCUUGCCAACAUCCCUGGCUGA
Aureobasidium musti is the source of this 954-nucleotide messenger RNA. The record is from the annotation of a GenBank genome assembly. NCBI's taxonomy places the organism in Eukaryota, Fungi, Ascomycota, Dothideomycetes, Dothideales, Saccotheciaceae.